Labrus mixtus (cuckoo wrasse) is the source of this 10971-nucleotide messenger RNA. RefSeq names its product xin actin binding repeat containing 2b (gene xirp2b). The record is from RefSeq and is a predicted model, not a curated record. Bases 269 to 10129 code for a protein of 3286 amino acids. Gene Ontology annotation, biological process: actin cytoskeleton organization; actin filament organization. Gene Ontology annotation, molecular function: actin filament binding. Lineage: Eukaryota; Metazoa; Chordata; Actinopteri; Labriformes; Labridae. The transcript is spliced from 9 exons. Gene Ontology annotation, cellular component: stress fiber; focal adhesion.
UGGACAGAGGUGAACACAUAGUACUGGAGCUGGUUCUCCAACUGAUUGGGAUUUGCUUUUCGACUUGGAACGACCCUGCAGGCCAGGGGUGCAGUGGCCUUUCUGUGGGAUUUCUACCUGCUGAGCUUGUUUUUUCAUUAUUCAUUGCUUACCUGCUGCUGGCAGCGCAGGUCUAACCAGGGCAGGACUUCCCGAAAGAGAUUUAACCCAGAGGAACCGGAUUCACUCUGUGGACUCAGAGGUCAUCCCACUGACCAACUGUGAGGCCAUGUACCAGGCAGCUGUCUCCAAGCGAGCAGACAACAACAUCCCAAGCGGGGUCAUGGAGGAGUCGGAGGUCUGUUCCCUGCCUGGGGGACUUGCCAGUGUGAGGAAGCAAUUUGAGGUCCAGGAAACUGCAUCUUCACACAAUGUUACCCAGUUCCACUUUCAUCACAGAACCAUGCAGGAAAUGUCAAACUCUGAGGUGACAGUGUCAAGCAGCAGCAGGCAGGUCCUCCCAGGCAGUCAACAGCUCAAUGUCAACCAAGACACCAUGAUCACAUACAGCAACAAUAACUUGGAAUCCAGUUAUGAAAACCAUCAAGAUGAAACAGAAGAGGACUUUCCAAGGUACUCUACAAAAGAACUAAGGGAUCGCUUUGAAAGAACGAUAGAGGAGGCUGCUACACACAAACCAAUUAAGAUUGAGCAUGACAUCAAUCGAUCUAAGUGGUCCUCAAACGUCACACAAAACACCACAAUGACUAGUGAGGUGUGUGAAGCAUCUGCUAUUGAGGCAACAGACAAUACAUCGGCUGUAGUUAUGGAUUACGAGGACUUUCCACCCCCACCAAUUGAGGAUUCUGACUAUCUUCCACCCCCGCCUCCAGACUUACUACAAAUGCCAUCAGAGAGUCCAAACAUUCAAGUAUGCCAUUACUCACCUGAGCCGCCAGAACCAGCAAACCCCUCCAAGUACCCACUCAACAGAGAGGCUUUAUUCAAGCAGAGGAGUAUGCAUGAGCUUAAACGCCUCUACAAGCAUAUUCAUCCUGAGGUCAGAAAGAACAUUGAGAAGGAAUAUUAUAGUGAUUACGAGGAAACUGAGAACAACCACUUAGAGGGCCAAGAGUAUAUGUAUGAGGACGAAGGUGGUAGUCCAGAUGAUGUCAACGAUGAAGAAUAUGGGGAAUGGGAAGAGAUUCUUCCCGGGGAGGUGCAGGCCAUGCGUUGGAUGUUUGAAAAUAAGCCACUGGAUACCAUAAAAGAUGAAACUCUGGAUGAGGAUGAUGAAGAAAACAACAUAGGUCAACAGGAGAUGAUUCUUGGAAAAGAUGUGCGACGUACAGCUUGGAUGUUUGAGACCAAACCAAUGGAUGAGCUGAGUUCGCACGAUAUCAACUCAACUGAAUAUAAAAACAAAUUCAACAAAUUAGACAAAGGAGAUGUUCGUGCUGCGGCCUGGUUGUUUGAAACUCAGACAAUGGACACUCUAAAUAAAUUGCAUAAGGAGGAGGAUUUAACAAAAGAGAUUGUCUUCACAGAAGAAGAUGGAAAUGCUACCAUUUACAUGAUCGACGAUAAGUACAUGGCAAGCCUUGGACACACGGAGACCAUUGAUGAGAGCCACAUGCUGAGUCUGAGGUCUGUAUUAGAGGAAAUUAAUGAUGAAGUGAAAACUGUUACAAGCACUUUUGACACUCAGUUUAAAUGCAUCAUCAUGGGACAAUCAAGCCAAAUGCUGGAGGUCAAGUCUGUGCGUAAAAUUGAAACUGAAUUAGAAAACUCUAUUGCCUCACGUUGGCUUUUCGAUACCCAACCCUUGGACAUGACAAACAGAGAACCUUCAGCUUUAAAGAUUGUGUGCAGUCUUUCCAUGGAGGAUAGCAAUAAGGGAGUCUGGGGUAGGUGGCUGUUUGAGAUAAAAACAUUGAAUUCUCUCAGUGAGUGGGAAAGUUCCAAAAUUGAGAACAAAGAGAUCAUCCGAGCUGAUGUGCGCAAACACUGCUUAGUGUUUGAAACCCAGCCAAUGGAUUCUUUGAAGGAUGACUCCAAUGCUAGACCCCAGUCUCUUGAAGAGAUUAUAGGGGGCAAUGUUAGAUCUGCCAGGCAUUUUUUUGAAAGCAGCCCUCAAGCAGUGAGAAAGACUGGGCCUGAGGUCGGAAAACUUCAAAAGGCAACAGUAAAUGAAGAAGUGAAAGGGGAUGUGAGACACCAAAAAUGGCGCUUUGAGAGCCAGCCUCUAGAGCAUAUAAGAGAGCAGAAGAAAGAGGUUACUCGCACUGUGAACAUUGAAAGUGACCUCACACAGGAGGAUGGGACAAGCUGCAGGGCAGAUGUUCGCAAGAACUGCUGGGUAUUUGAAACCCAGCCAAUGGACACUUUAAAAGACGAUUCAAACGCACAGCCCCUGACAAAAGAAGACAUUAUUGCAGGUAAUGUGAGAUCAGCUAGACAUUAUUUCGAAACAAAUCCAUCCGAGGAGUUGAAGGAGCUUGCAGAGGUGGGCAAACUGAAAAAAGGAGUAGCACUUAAUGAGGAGAGGGGUGAUGUUAGACAUCAGAAAUGGAGAUUUGAAAGCCAACCCCUUGAGCAGAUAAGAGAGGAAAGGAAGGAAGUCAUGAGAACGAUUGACAUGGAAGAAAUUGAUAAAGUGGAUGUCUUGAACUACAAGCAAAUCUUUGAAAGCACAGAUUGUAACUGGAGAGAUGAAUCUCAAAAGAUUAUGAUCGAGGGUGUGACUUCAGGUUCUGUAAAGUCCAAUAAAAAUCUGUUUGAGUCGACUCCUAUGUAUGCUAUGCAAGACAGCUCAGGGCACUUCCAUGAGGUGAAGACAGUGCGGCGUGAAGAGGUUGUGAAAGGAGAUGUAACAACAUGCAAGUGGAUGUUUGAAACACGCCCAAUUGACCAAUUUGACGAAACCAUUGAUAAAUUCCAAAUUAUCAAAGGUAUAUCGAAACAAGAAAUAGAGUCUGGGGAUGUUAAAACAGCCAAGUGGUUGUUUGAAACACAGCCGCUUGAUGCUAUUAAGUAUUUCAGCAAUAUUGAAGAUGAAGAAGUUGUGGGGACAAGUUCAAAACAAGACAUCAUGAAGGGCGACGUGAAAACCUGCAAGUGGCUAUUUGAGACAAAACCAAUGGACAUCUUGUAUGAAAGAGUGGAGUCAAAAGCUGAGCAGGAAUCUGACGAAGUGCAAAAGGGAGAUGUGAAAACGUGCACAUGGCUUUUUGAGACGCAAGCACUUGAUACUAUCCAUGAUGAGACAGGGACUGUUCUGAAAACAAGCAGUGUGAAUCAGGAGGACAUUCGAGGAAAAGAUGUAAGAACGGCUUGUUUUCUCUUUGAGACAGAGAAACUGGAGAAUCUUACUGGGGAGGAGACAAACUCUUUCAAACGUGUCACUGAGAUCGACUUUGCAUCAGGAGAUGUGUCAAAGAUGAAGUACAUUUUUGAGAAUCAAACAUCCGAUAUUCUGACUUCUACCUCUGAAGAAGUUAGGCAAAAGCUCAAGCGAGUUCAAACUGAGGACAUACAAAAAGGAAACGUAGUGAACUGCAAGUGGCUAUUUGAAAACCAAUCGAUAGAUACAAUACAUGAUAGCCAAGAAGAAUCGAUGAGCGGACGUACCAUACAUGAUGUGCAAGGAGGGGAUGUUGAUAAGGGCCGUUUUAUUUUUGAAACCUGCUCCUUGGAUACAAUUCAUGAGGGGUCCUCUGAGAUGAACUCAGAGCUGUCGAUGAGGCAAAAGAUUUUCAGAGAUGAAGAUGAGAAGGGUGAUGUGAGAAAUUACACUAUGAUGUUUGAAAAUCAGCCCCUCUAUGCCAUUCAGGACAAAGAGGGCCUUUAUCACGAGGUCACCACUGUCACCAGUGAGGAGGUUACAAGAGGUGAUGUCGUUGGAACUCGAUGGUUGUUUGAAACAAAGCCCCUUGAUGCCAUUAAGGACAUGGAUGAGGUUUAUAUAAUUAAAUCUGUCACACAACAGGAUGUGCAAAAAGGAGAUGUCACCUCUGCCAAGUGGAGAUUUGAGACACAGCCUCUUGAUAGGAUAGCUGAGGAAAAGAAGGCUUUGAUAAAAACUGUGGAUGAUAUUCAAGGAGGCAAUGUCAGACUGAACAAAAAUCGUUUUGAGUCUGAUGCCCUGUCUCAAGAAUCUGUAAGAACAGUUAAUGUGAGUGAAAUACAAAAAGGAGAUGUAAGGACUGCCAAAUGGAGGUUUGAAACCCAGUCAAUGGACAAAAUAAGAAGCAUGAGCUCUGAAAAUCUAAUUGAAACCGUUAAAAAAGAGGAUGUUUCAAAGGGAGACGUUAAGCAUUCAGUAUGGCUCUUUGAGAAAAAUCCUCUUGACCAUAUUAAAGAGGUAGAUGAGCAUGAAGAUCAUCCAACCAUCACUCAAGAAGAGAUAUCUAAUGCGGAUGUAAAGACAACAACUUGGCUCUUUGAAACGACCCCAUUCGACAACUUUAAUGAGACGAAGAUGGAGAAGACUGAAAUCCUGGGCAAGAGCAUUAAGGGAACUCUUGAGGAACUUUACAGCCAGAAAAUGGUCAAGUCAGAGGGAGUUCUCAUUGAAGCUGAUGAAAUUGGAGACGUUAGGAUGGCCAAGUACCAGCUAAUGAACAAGCAGUCUCCAGAGAUUGAGCGAGAGGAAGUUAUCAGGGGAGAUCUGCAGACUAUUAUGAUAAACCUACUAAACAGACAGGAAAGACAAGAGCAGCAGAUUGUCAUAGAUUCAGAAGAGAAGGGUAACAUCAGUUCAACAGUGCACCAACUAUUCAACCAAGAGAGAGACAGCUGUGUUGAGAGGGAGGAAAUAUUACGAGGUGACAUUCAGGAAGCUAUUAACAACCUUUUCAAUGAGGGUGGGUUGGCAAAACAUGGACUACUCAUCCAGGAGGAUGAGAAAGGAGAUGUGCAGAUGACAAUAUAUUCCCUUCUUAAUAAACAAGAAAACACAAGUGUUGAGAAGGAGAGCAUUGUAAGAGGGGAUAUAAAGAGUGCUCUUCAAAACUUGGCCAGUGCAGACAAGGCAGAUCAGGCAGUGAAGAUAAAGGUAGAUGACACUGAAAGAGGGAAUGUCAAUUUUUACUCAACCUGCAUUGAAUCUGGAGCUCUAGAUUAUCUGAAACAGCUUCAUUUAGGACCUGGUGAGACUCAAUCCGAGACAGCAGAAAAAGAGAAGAUCCUUGGGGGUGAUAUCAAGAGUACAAAACUCAUCCUUGGCCAAAAUCAAACGCAAAUUGAGCGUACAAUUGAGGAUAUUGUACCCGGAGAUGUUCACAACACGGUGAAAGUUUUCAUGUCAGAGCCAACUGUCUCAUUGGAAAGACUCCAAAAGGAGGAGAUAGUCAAAGGUGAUUUAAGAGCUGCUUUGAAUUCAUUGUCUGUCUCGGCAAAUCAGACAGUUGUUGUAGAGAAAGAGGAAGUGGUGAAAGGCAACAUACCCAAAGCCCUGCGGUGCCUGGAGAGGGCUCAAAAUCGGUACAAGGAGUUGGAGAAGCCAGAUAUCAUACCAGGAAAUAUCAAAGGGGCUCUGAGAUCUCUUGAGAAAUCAGCAACAUCCAAAGUAGAAGCUGCUGUUGAUGAUUUAGUUUCUGGGGAUGUGAAGGCAACUCUUAAAUCAUUGGAGCAGGCGAAGCGAGCUGUGAAGGAAGUUGAAAAAGAAGAAAUUGUGAGGGGUGAUAUUCGUAUAGCAAUGCAAAGUCUACACGAUGCCUCCAGUGAGAGGAAGAUGGGUCAACAAGAAUUAGACGUUCAGGGAGACGUCCGAGGAAAGAUUCAGCUCUUGAUGGAGUCUCCUUCUUCACCAAGGAUGCAAAGGAGCCCAAGCCUUGAGGGUGACGUGAAGGGAGAUGUAAAGAUGUCAAUCAAGUCAUUAUAUGAGACUCAGGAACAAACCCAGCUGGGGAAGGAAGAGGUGAUAAAGGGUGAUGUAAAAGGCACUAUUAAAUCCUUGUUGGAAACAGCACAGCGUGAAACUCCCAAAGUCAGACUUGGAGCAUACAGAAGAGUCAGAGUCAAGCAGAGCCCUCCAGUUAAAAACCUACAGGAUGAUGCACAACGGAACAUACAAAAGAUAAAAACAGCCAAUUUGGUUGAAACAUCAAAAGCAAGCCAAUCCAUCUCAAAUGAAAGUGAAAUAAUUAGAACAAAGUCAAGUUCUGUGGAGCAGUCUGCUCAAAAAUCCACAACGGUGGUGCAGCAUAAAAUGAUUACCCAAAACCACGGCAUCAAGACAUUAAAGACAGAGUUCCGUAAUCUAAAGUCGAAUCCAAAAGGAAUGCUUAGAGUAGAUCAAACUAAAGUAACAACUGAUGUUUUAAUGCUAGGACCACAGGCACCAGAGCCUGAUCUGCCUCUCCCACCUCCUCCUCCUCCUCCUACCUCUGUUGUUUCUGACAUUGACCACCUUCCUCCUCCACCACCUCCACUCACCAGUGAACAGGACUUCCUCCCACCUCCUCCAUCUCAACAGGAACUGGAAAGUAUGCCAGCACAUGGAAUUCAUCCUUCACCAGCUAAAGCAAAAAAGAUGACUGUGAAAAAAGUGAAAGCUCCCAUUGUACAUCCGGUCCCGAAGCUUGAGCCUAAAGUAGAAUUAAGUGAAGCCAAACAAGUGGCGGUCAAAACAGAGAAAGUAGUAGAAAUGAGCCAAAACCAAACAAAAACAACAAUACAAACAUCAAAAACAGUGUCCCGUGAAAUCCCUCCUCCACCUGCAUCUCCACAACCACUCAAGAAAGUCUACGUCUCUCCAGUAAGAUUCACCCCUCCACCCUCUCCUCCACCUUUCAUGAGAGGGAAUAUGAGUAAAUUUAACACAGCAUUAAUAAAAUCAGAAGAAAAGUACCGAAAGCUGAAGGAGGAAAACACCCCCCCAACCACUCCAACACCCACUUUCAUCCAUGACUCAGUUACAGCUGCUUUUGAAAUGCUUUCCAACAAAGAGACAGAGCAGUUAAAUAACAACAAAUCACAAAUCAAACCUCAAAGAGCUGAAAAUAUGUCAUCGAGUGUUCGCUCAGAUUCCAAAUCCAGUGAUCUAUCUUUGGUCUCAAAUACUACCCAAAGCAAUUUCAGUUCUAGUCAUGAAAACAUCCUCUCAGAUUCAACAAUUAUAUCUUCUGCCAAACAGCAAGUUGUCUCUAAUGAGACUUCUAAGGUUGUCUCCUUUCAGAAGACCUCGUCCGUCUCAGCUGUUAGACAGCAGAUGCAUACAACCUCACAGAAAACAGUUUCUGUUUCCUCCACACAGUCUGCUCAGUCUGUCAUGGCUGACCAAGCCCCCGCCUCAAUUACUGAAGUUGCAAAAACAGAAAACAUGCUGGCUGAAAGAAAGAUGGAUCCUAAAAAUCUGAAAACAAAGGGCUCUGACAAAUAUGAAGAUCAAAACAAAGAUACAACACGUGCUGAGAACGUCCCUAUUAAAAUAGCAAAAUCACAGUCUGACAACAAGCAGACAAGAGAUAAUUCAACACCAGAAUUACCCAAUGAUCUUCCCAUUCAGGCAGACAAAAAAGUAAAGGAGUCCAAAUCACCACAGCGCGAUAACAAGAAGAAAACUGAUCAUUCCCCUACCAAGAUCAAAGAGACAGUUUCAGAUCUACCAGUGCAGAAGGAAAAGGCAGCUUCCAAUAUGAAUGGAAAAAAUGGAAAACCCAACCAAAAAGGGAAAAAGAACAAUAAGCAAGAAAAGCAAGUUGAGGUAAAAACAUCCAAUGAGACUGAGAAAAAAAGUGUUUCACAAGAAGUCAAGGUGGAACUGAAGGAAGCUACUGAGGUGAAAGUGAUAAGCGAACCUAAAGAAGUAAGUGCAGAGUUAAAGCAGGGGAUUGCAAAGGUUGCUCCCUCUCUUGCUGCUGCCUCCAUGCCUGCUGUUAAUGUUUGCUUAACUGACACCCAAACAGAAAGUCCAACUCCAUCCAAGAAGAAAAAGAAGUCCAAGAAAUCAAGACAGCAACAUGUGGAAGUUAAAGAGACCAAGACAGCAUUAUCUGAAAAAGUCGAACAAACUCAGGUGACAAUUGCGGCCACCCAAACUCACAAAACUGUAAAUGAAGAGCAUAUUGAAGUUAUUACAACAGAAAGUAAAGAUGAUCAGGACUUCCAGCAACCAAAAGCAGUUCAAAAGAAUGGGAAGGGACCUCAAAAGAAGAAAGGGCAGACAGUUAUUCAGCAAAGUGUAGUGGAACCAGCAGAAAAAAACAAGGAUGCCCCAAUUUCAGUGACAUCCAAGUCGCAACAACAUGAACCUGGAAAGUCAAAAGCCAAGAUAACAGAGGAAUCUCAGAGGCGAGACGGCCAAGUGUUAAUUUCUCAAAUUACAGAAAUACAAAGCGUCUCUGAAAAGAAUUCUAAAACUCUGACAACUCGGUUUGAUACAGAUCCAGAUUGGCUCAUGAGACAGAGGGAAGAUAGUGAGACAAUGGAAAAGCAUGAAUGUGAGUCAGUGUCUGAGAAAUCGACUUCUGGCAGUGCCACACCAAGAAUAUCCAAGAUCAGUAUUGGUUCUGCCAAAAUCGAAAACCAAACAAAGAAAAAUACCUCCCAAGAGAGAAGGAAAGAAGACGUGACUCAGUUCAAGUCUGUCGACCUUCGGGCUCCUUCGCCGUUGCUGAGAAUGCGUUCUCCGUCGCCAACAUUUAUCACAAUUGAAUCCACACGGAGGACUGACUCGCCCCAGAGAGUAACUCCAUCACCAACCCUGUUGCACAGGCCACCAACACCUCCCACCCCACCACCACGCAGGUGUGAAACCCCCACAAUGCGCCUCACUAGAAUCACACCUUCUCCAACUUUUGACCGAGCAGAAAAUUUGACUCGACUUAAAGACACAACGGCAAAGCUCUCCCGUGGUGUAACCCCACCGCCCAUGCUUCCCCAACAAAUCACAGACAAGAAAUCGGAGAUUGUGGAAUCGCCUGCAUCAUUCCACCGGCAAAUCAAGAUUGAUUCCCAUCUUUUGGAGGCUUCAGGGACAUGGACUGCGACAGAGAAACCCAUAAAGAGUUUAUCCGAUGGGGCUCAGGGGGCUGAUGCAAAUUUGGAACGCUUUUCAGAAAAUGAAGCAAAUAUUUCAGAAGGUUUGAAAGCAAAUGAAAUGCAAAGUAAGUCUGAGUCCCACAUGCCAAUGUGUCAAAAUGACCCAGAUCUUGGUGAAGAUUCUGAUAAUUCAGAGCCAUCAACUGCAUCUUUCAAAGAAAAGAAAUGCUUUUUUGAAGAGGCUCAAAAGGCUGAAAUUAAUAAGACCUAUAUGCGGAAAGAGCCCAUUGCUAUCCCUGAAAGAUUGGGCUCAGACGUGGAGGACAGUGAGGAGGAAAAUAAAAACAAAGAAAAGGAAGAGCUUCCCAGGGCAGACUUGUCUAAUCUUGUACACAAAUUUGAAUCACCUGAAGAAAAAUCGCAUAGCAGAAAAGAGCUUACCCCACUUACAGAGCAGCUGCACAAUUACACAGAAAGCACAGAAGAGCAAAUAGACAUUCUGGAACAGGAAAUGCCAACUUUUGACAUCCAUGCUAUCAAAAAUGUUUUUGAACUGGUUGAGCAAAGUUCCUCAAUCGGAAAGGAGAAAAAGGAUUGGGAGGAGUCUGUGUCAAGCCUGGGUAAAACAAAAGCAGACACUUCAAAGCGGGAAAGUCCUCAAGAGACAAAGGGAGGCUCACGGCACAGCACCCCCCUCCCUCAGUUGAAAAAUGAGCUGGAAAGUGUGCCAGCUAAACCAGAAGCCUUCUCUGAAACCAAAUCAAUCACAGAACAUUUCUCAAAUCUCGAUGAGUUUGGUAACAAGGUCACUGGAACAAGGACCGCUGUCACUGAGCACUCUGAGAGUGUGUCAACUGAACACACUCCUUUUUCAUAUGCUGAUGCAGUAAGAAGGAAAGCAGCCGCAGUGAGGCGAACAGAGACUUACGAUGAGGAUGCUACUGAGAAUUUGCUGAGAAAUUUCCACAAAACGUGGACAGAGAGUGAGACCGUUUUCAAGAGUCUUGGCUACACUGUUGCUGAGGAGACGACAUCGCAAGUUGUGUCGCAGCAGACACAGAUUGUCUCAUCUGGUUCGAGUUCCGAAGUCGGAGCUAUGCACAGUUUGCUGGAGGAGAGCUUAUCCGAUGGAUGCUCUUAUAGUGGACAAAAAGAAAUACCAUAAAUCCUGUUUCUGCUGUGAGCACUGCAGAAAUAAAUUAAGCCUAGGAAAUUACAUCUCUCUCCAUGGACAUCUCUACUGUCUACCCCAUUACAAACAACUCCUUAAGUCCCAUGGAAACUACGAUAAUGGACUUGGGCAGAAACCUCCCACAGGAAGCGUUGGUCCUAUCCCCUCAGAUGAGAAACUUGAAUGGAGAUAUUCCAUGAGCAGCCGAAAUUCAAUAGACAAAACACACGUGAGUGAAAACGAAGUGACAAAAACGUGCGAUGAAAGCAAACCACUCUUCAACAGAAUAUCUGUAGUUUGGCCCCCACAGGCUGAUCCCCAAAAGAAAGCUUUUAAGAUAGAGGAAGACAUUCAGCUAACCAAACCACAGUGGCCCCCUCCUGACAACUCCCCAACGUCAGCCAAACACCAACACAGAAAGGCUGUUCCCAAAAGUGUCCUUUGAAAUAAAGUCACCCAACCACAGUUCAGUCAAAUAAAUCCAGAGAGGAAGCACAAAAGAAAGGAUGGUACGAUAAGAGAGAAAGAACUGUCCAGCCAGUACUGUUAAGAAAGUGAUUAAAGGUCAUGCAGAUAAGUGAUUUAAAAUGGAACGUGUAAAGUUAGGAUAUGAAAGGAAACUGUGUAUAUAUUUUAGAUGGUGUGCAAGUGAUAAAGCAGGUUGUAACGUUGAUGGUAAGUGAAAUAGAGAUAGAUAUGGAAAAGGUUUAGAAAGUGAACAUGGACAUGAAGCAGUAUGCCUUGAUCUGACAGGUUUUUUCUCACGUGUAUUUGUUUGAUUGAAUUUCCUUAUUUUUUAACCAGAUGUUCAGCAGUCCCUAUGACAUGUUCUUUUU